UUUUAAUGAUUGCCGACCGAUCUUUUAUUAUUCAGAACCGAAAAUGUCUGUAAAGCUACCAGAAUAUGGAAAAAUUCGUAAAGGGAAAUCUCUAAACAUAUGCGUUAUAUGCGAUAAUAUAGCGCAUACCAACAAGUACGAAAAUUGGACUUGCACGUCGUGUGCCGAAUUUUUCGUUUCGUGUGUCAAAAUGAAAGUCACCCCCGCGUGCCAGAAAUACGGGAAGUGUGAAUGUUCCUUCACCGUCACGGAAAAGUGCGAUUUCUGUUAUUUAAAUAAGUGCUAUUGCUUCGGAUUAAAGUCUUAUCUCGUUGAAGGAUUCGAUAUGAAUUCCAUAGAAAAUGUAAUCGGAACUCAGUACGAAAGAGAAGACAAAGAAUUUCUACAUUACAAUAGCUUCAUCAAGAGCAUCUACAUCCUCGAACAGCAGUUCUACCAAUGGAUGGCUCAUCUUCAGAAGUACUGUUCGAGAUCCAUGACAAUGAUUACCAGGAACCAUCUCGAACAAAAGCAUCUGAAAAGGGGGAUCAUAGCAGGUUUUAUCGAAAGGUGUGUUAACGUACACAAUGUUAUAAGACUUCACGAUUGUUUCAUCGAUUGGAAAAGUUCAGAUUGCCUCUUCAUGAGGCACUUUUUCCUCAAUGUUUUACGUUUUACCAAUUCCAUUCGGCGGUUUUAUGCCAGUCAUCAAAAUUUCUAUUCUUUGUUGCUCAAAUUGAUCUUUAAAGAAGAUAUAAGGUUCUAUCAGUGUGAACCAGGAACAGAAAAUUUUUCGAUCCUCUUCACCGAAUUGGAAUGUUGGUUUUCCAGUUGUGCAGAGAAGAAUAAAAUAGUUUUUAAUGAGAAAAUCGUUGAUACCUACGACUUCGACAUAAACAUAUACAAAUUUAAGAAAGCGCUACAGUGUUCUGCAUUUCCUAAGUUUGAGAUAGUGGUGCAGUAAUCCGUAAUCCUUAUAAACCGAGAGUAAUGCCAUAAUUGAAAAUAUAAAUGAAGAUAGAGUGAAUGUAUAAUGAGCAAACUUAUCUAUUGUUAAAAAGCAUUCAUUCAACGAAUGAUCACACAUACGGUAUAUUGUGUGUACUGUUUAGAAUGUAAUAAAAUGU
This is a messenger RNA of Centruroides sculpturatus (bark scorpion), 1106 nucleotides long. RefSeq lists its product as uncharacterized. Bases 44 to 943 code for a protein of 299 amino acids. Gene Ontology annotation, biological process: regulation of DNA-templated transcription. Lineage: Eukaryota; Metazoa; Arthropoda; Arachnida; Scorpiones; Buthidae. Gene Ontology annotation, molecular function: zinc ion binding; sequence-specific DNA binding; DNA-binding transcription factor activity. The transcript has 8 exons. The record is from RefSeq and is a predicted model, not a curated record.